GUUAAGUACCUGCGAUAUUAUAAACUUCCUAUUUGGCCCCUCUUUUAAAAAUUGAAACGGAGUAUUACUUAAAGUGAUGUACUUCGCAACACUAGGGAUUAUUUUCUUUUUAAUUAUUGAACAUUCGGAGCAAGUUCCAAAGUUGAUUUACAACAACAAAACACAGCCUUGGCAGGAAGCAAUGACAGAGUGUUUCAGCGUACAGUAUUAUACAGGUAUAGAUAAAGACAUAUCAGCGGUAGGCCUGAAGUCAGACACAGAUAUAUGGACAGCCGGAUACGCUAGUGACGUUAAAAUUGCAGGUGUGUUAGAUGACUCAUUUCAAAGUUUAUGCGGUUUUACCUACUUAGAUGGUGUUAAUGCUUUGUUUGGCGCAUGGGAAGUCCUUUACGGAGACUGUCUCCUACGCAGAAAUUAUCUUUAUAAAAAUGGAACAGCAAGCGAGUUGGAAAUUCUUACCGAUACAUUCUCUGGAGCAGAUUUUAGCCAAUCAUUUCGUCGGGAGGAUUUGCUUAACGCUACGCAUGAAAUCAGACCAGGAUUUUAUUGGACCGGUGAAACAGCAAAUAUUAUAUCAAGACAACUGAAAUGUAGAGUAACUACGACACAAAUUGAAGAAGUACAUUUUUAUAUGGAAAAGGCGUUUCUGAUUUCUAAGUAUUUUGCAGCUUUCUGUAAUAAUAGAGGCUUGUCACUAGUUCUUAGUUACUAGGUUUUCUCAACAAUCAUCAUGUCAAAUUACAAAACAACACUCUAGUUGCAUUGCAUUUGUAUUGUUGAAUUAUUAGACAAUUUUAAUAUUAGAUAUGCCAUUCUAAUAUGCUUGUUUCUGUUAAAACACGAUUGCGCUAAAAUGACGUCACGUUAACGUGCGAUGACAUCGAAAGAGCGCUACUAUAUUUUAUCUACUGUUUUAGAUUAAGGGCAUACUUGAAUCGAAAUAAUGUAUUAUAGCAAAAUCGUGUUUUACCUAAAUUAAUACACUCAAAACCGGUUACACGUUCCAAGAAUAAUUUACUCGUGCUACGCUCUUGUACAAUUAUUCCGCGGACGUAUAACCUCUUCCCGUGUAUUAAAAACGUUUUUCUAUACAUUAUCUCUUAAAGGACUAGGAAACCCUGUAAAUAAGUUAGUUUCAUAUGAAAGCCAUUAUCAAGCCUUUCAUAACGCUGAAAGAAUUUUUAAAAUCGGACCACUAUUGAAAAAGAUAUGGCAGAAAUUUAAGAAAAUUGCAGAUCAUGGAGGCUGCCAUUGUGUGUGUUUAUGACUUCAUUUACACACUGCUGAAUUCUUUAUUUACCAAAUAACCUUCUAAUAGAUUAUUUUUAAUAUGAUUCUUGAGUG
Messenger RNA from Mercenaria mercenaria, 1344 nucleotides. RefSeq lists its product as uncharacterized. The coding region runs from base 77 to 712 and encodes 211 amino acids. The record is from RefSeq and is a predicted model, not a curated record. NCBI's taxonomy places the organism in Eukaryota, Metazoa, Mollusca, Bivalvia, Venerida, Veneridae. The transcript has 4 exons.